AUGCCGACGAUAGAAGUGGCCACGUUCAUGGAGCUAUCAGAUAGCGUAAAGGAGAUGCAGGGAGCUUCUACGCUUGUAAAUAUUCCGUUAGAGCUCAAACUAUUGAUCGCCUUGGUGGCACUUUUCCUCGUUCUACUGAUUCUCAUUAUGGUGCUAUGGGAUCGCUAUGGUAAAGAGAUUGGGGAGCUCUACACAUCGCCCAUGGGCACCAUUGCCCGAAGACAAAAUACAAACGAUGUUAAAGUGCACGAUGUCGCGGACGAGUUUUCAAUUUACCAAAAAUUGCCGACCUUUUUUUACGAGUACGUGCCAAGACGGAAGACAACGACACAAAAUAAGGACAAACUAAGGGAAUGCAAGACAUAA
Peronospora farinosa is the source of this 366-nucleotide messenger RNA. NCBI's taxonomy places the organism in Eukaryota, Oomycota, Peronosporomycetes, Peronosporales, Peronosporaceae. The record is from the annotation of a GenBank genome assembly.